AUGCUGCGCCGUUUCUGCGGCACGCUCAAGUACCAGGCGCCGGAGAUGGUGCAGCGAAAGGAGCACUCCUUUCCAAUUGACGUCUGGGCACUCGGCUGCAUCCUCUACCGCCUCUACUACGUCAGUGCGCCCUUUGACGGGCCCACAAAGGAGGACAUCUUCAUGGCCAUUCUGGGGAAGUCGCCCAAGUACGCGCCAGAAAACAGCAAAAGCGGCGAGCCACUUCGCCAGGUGGAGAUUGCCCUCAUGAAGAAGAUGCUGGUGAAGGACCCUGCCCAGCGGAUCAAGGUUGCCGAGCUUCUGCUCUACAACAGGAAGUACUUUGAGGGCAAUGCAGGUGAUGAAGAGGAGGUGGAGCGAAAUCCUCUGACGGGAGUCGGCAAGAUUAUCGCCAGUCUGGAAGCGAUUUCAACGUUUGACGCCAGAAAGCGCAUUCGUUUACUAGUGCCGUACACUGAGCUGCACAGCGCCGAGCAGAUGCCAAAGUACUGGGUCACUGAGUUUAUCGAUUCACCGACAGAGGGCUUUGGAUAUCUCUGCAACAAGAACAUCUUUGGUUUUAACUUUUACUUUGACCAGCGGAAGUUGAUGCUUGUCAAUGACCAGGUGGUGCUUAUGCACGACGGACAAAAGGCGAGUCCGCUGCGUCGUUUUUCGGUGAAAUCUCCGCCGGCAGAACUGACCAAACCCGUCAAAAUGCUAAAACAGUACCACAACAUGCUGAAAGAACAGAUAGAGAAGGAGCAAAUGGCCUACCCGAAAACGGAGAUGAUUGACUCUUUGGCGGAGGAUCUGCCCUGGCUGGAUAAGAUGAUCACCAUCAAAGGCGAUGUUUCCAAAUGCCCCGUGGCCAUUGCCUUUCUUUUCACCAACGAGCUCAUUCAGCUGACCUUUCUCAGCAAUGGAAACAUCUUUCUUUUUGACGGUCAUCAGAACGCCUUUAGCAUUAUCAACGAGAAAGACCGCCUGCUCACUCUUGAUCUGCAGUUCCUCCUCGAAGGACACAUUACUGAUGAAAUGCAGUGCUACGCUACGGAGUCGCUCAAGUACAUUCGCUUUUUUCUUGACUCUUUUGAAUAG
Messenger RNA from Rhagoletis zephyria (snowberry fruit fly), 1080 nucleotides. RefSeq names its product serine/threonine-protein kinase PLK1-like. Lineage: Eukaryota; Metazoa; Arthropoda; Insecta; Diptera; Tephritidae. Gene Ontology annotation, biological process: protein phosphorylation. Gene Ontology annotation, molecular function: ATP binding; protein kinase activity; protein binding. The record is from RefSeq and is a predicted model, not a curated record. Gene Ontology annotation, cellular component: nucleus.